AUGAUGGUGUUGAGGAUUUUGAAAGGGAUUCUGCUGGCCUUGCCACGCUCCCUUGACACUCCCUUGCACCUUCCUCCUACCACAAUCUCUUCCCUUAACAAUCACUCCCUUAACCUCCCUCACGCAAUCCCUCUGUCCGUCCCACACCACCAGCUAAACGGCAAGGAGUGCCGCAACGAGAUAGAGCUGCUGCCGGUAGUGGUGAACAGCAAGGAGUGCCGUAACAAGAUAGAGCUGCAGUGCGGCACCGCAACCUUGUGCUUCUCAGGGCCAUCUUUGUACCUUGCCGCACUCCUUUUAACCUCGAUAUACCGCACCACACUCCCUUUGAACCUCUAUACACCGCUCUACACCUUCCUACACUCCCAGGUGAACGGCAAGGAGUUCCGCAACGAGAUAGAGCUGCUGUCGGCAGUGCGGCACCGCAACCUGGGGUGGAGAGUGGUGCUGAGAGGUGAGUGUUUUUGGUGUUUAUGCAACCUGGUGCUGAUGAGAGGAUUCUGUAUGGAGGCAGGGGAGCAGCUGCUGGUGUAUGAGUUUAUUGAGAAGGCCAAUCUUGAAGACAUUCUUAGAGGCAAGUCAGACAUGCACCUGACAGGGCAGCAGCGGUUGGACAUUGCUUGUGGGGCAGCCAGGGGGUUCGCUGAGCUGCACCAUCAGAUCAAGCCACCCAUCAUUCACAGAGACGUGAAGACGGCCAAUAUCCUGAUCACAGCAGCGAGGGAGGCCAAGGUGGCUGAUUUUGGGAUCUCCAAAGCGAUGAUGGAGGGGGAGCAGCUGGACAUGCAGGUCAAGGGCACCAUGGGCUACCCAGACCCUGAAUGCUACAUGUCUGACUUGCUCACUGAGAGGAGCGACGUGACUUUUGAGUCGACUCAAAAGUCACCCUGA
This is a messenger RNA of Closterium sp. Yama58-4, 891 nucleotides long. Lineage: Eukaryota; Viridiplantae; Streptophyta; Zygnematophyceae; Desmidiales; Closteriaceae. The record is from the annotation of a GenBank genome assembly.